This is a messenger RNA of Diceros bicornis minor, 1083 nucleotides long. It is a transcript of the gene NDUFAF5, whose product is annotated as NADH:ubiquinone oxidoreductase complex assembly factor 5. The transcript has 11 exons. The record is from RefSeq and is a predicted model, not a curated record. Bases 23 to 1060 code for a protein of 345 amino acids. Gene Ontology annotation, cellular component: mitochondrion. Gene Ontology annotation, molecular function: S-adenosylmethionine-dependent methyltransferase activity. Lineage: Eukaryota; Metazoa; Chordata; Mammalia; Perissodactyla; Rhinocerotidae. Gene Ontology annotation, biological process: mitochondrial respiratory chain complex I assembly.
GCGAGUGGGGUAGCCGGUGGAGAUGCUGAGGCUGACCCGGCUCUGGCUCCUGUGGCGGCGACCUCCGGCGGCGGGGGUCCCGGCCAAGAACCUCGGCCUCAGGGAGGUCGCCACUGGUGUCUCUCCGCCGGGCAGUGCCUCGCUCAGAGCCCUAAAUAUCUUUGACCGCGUUUUGAAGAGGAAACAGAAGAACUGGGCGGCCCGGCAGCCCGAGCCAAUGAAGUUUGACUACCUGAAGGAGGAGGUUGGAAGUCGGAUUGCCGACCGUGUAUAUGACGUAGCCAGAGAUUUCCCCCUUGCUUUGGAUGUUGGUUCUGGAAGAGGUUACAUAGCACAACAUUUGAAUAAGGAAACUGUUGGAAAGUUUUUCCAAGCAGACAUUGCAGAAAAUGCUUUGAAAAAUACCUUAGAAACAGAAAUUCCUACUGUCCGUGUUUUAGCUGAUGAAGAAUUCCUUCCCUUCCGAGAAAAUACGUUUGACCUGGUGGUUAGCAGUUUAAGUUUGCACUGGGUGAAUGACCUUCCUAGAGCGCUUGAACAGAUUCAUUAUGUUUUAAAACCAGAUGGAGUGUUUAUUGGUGCAAUGUUUGGAGGUGACACACUCUAUGAACUUCGGUGUUCAUUACAGUUAGCAGAAACGGAAAGAGAAGGAGGAUUUUCUCCACACGUUUCUCCUUUCACUGCUGUCAAUGACCUGGGACAUUUGCUCGGGAGAGCUGGCUUUAAUACACUGACUGUGGACACUGAUGAAAUUCAAGUUAACUAUCCUGGAAUGUUUGAAUUGAUGGAAGAUUUACAAGGUAUGGGGGAGAGUAACUGUGCUUGGAAUAGGAAAGCCCUGCUGCACCGAGACACGAUGCUGGCGGCCGCAGCAGUGUACAGAGAAAUGUACAAAAAUGAGGAUGGUUCAGUACCUGCCACAUACCAGAUCUAUUACAUGAUAGGCUGGAAAUACCAUGAUUCACAGGCAAGACCAGCUGAAAGAGGUUCGGCAACUGUGUCAUUUGGAGAGCUAGGAAAAAUAAGCAAUCUUAUGUCACAGGAGAAAAAAUCACAAUAAAUAUUUUAUUCAGUGUUAAUGUA